GGGGGAAUAUGAGCUUGUGUUAUCAGAUGAUGAGAUCUUUAGUGAUUGCCAAGGUAUAGAUGCCAGCUUUAAGAAUAUAAGUAAUAUGUUCGACUUUUCUCAUUUCAAUUCCACUUUGAGACCUGAUGGUAUGGCUAUAGAAGGAAACUUGACAGUGGUUUGGAAUAUUCAACCUGGGGAUAGGAUAGAGUUAACCAUACAGCUCUUGUACAUGGAUCGUGGAACUUGGCAGCCGACAGUAUUCUCCAUUAAUACGAAGGACUUCUGCAAAAUCAUGUACGACAAAAGGCAAUUCUGGUACAAAUUUUGGACCAAACAUAUUACAAACGUUGAUGACAUCAAGGAUAGAUGUCUCACUGUUCCUGGAGUAUGUACUUAUAUAAUUAUGGAGACGUACCUGUUGGUCUUGGUAGCAUCGGCGCAAUCCACUGGACCACUUCGCGAGGGUCGAUAUAAAACUCGAAUAAUCUAUAGAGCCUUUGAUCCCUUAAACUUCAAGGAACGAACAAAUCCAAUAUGUUUUGAAGUGAGGGGAGAGGUUUUUAAAUUAUGA
Molecule: messenger RNA, 553 nt
Organism: Drosophila bipectinata
Lineage: Eukaryota; Metazoa; Arthropoda; Insecta; Diptera; Drosophilidae
Source: RefSeq, a predicted model, not a curated record